Messenger RNA from Brachypodium distachyon (stiff brome), 746 nucleotides. RefSeq names its product ninja-family protein MODD. The coding region runs from base 89 to 586 and encodes 165 amino acids. NCBI's taxonomy places the organism in Eukaryota, Viridiplantae, Streptophyta, Magnoliopsida, Poales, Poaceae. Gene Ontology annotation, biological process: signal transduction. The record is from RefSeq and is a predicted model, not a curated record. The transcript has 3 exons.
ACAGAACAGAGUGUGACAGAGCAAGAAGAGGAGAGAACUGAAACGGAGCGUCUGCGCCGUACUCCAGCAAUCCUCCUCUUCUCGAGCCAUGGAGGCCUAUUCCAGAGACUUUUUGAGGGCAAUCGGAGAGGGAGACGACGAGAGCCGCCGCGGAGAGGAAAUGACGGGCAUGAAAAUGGAGGUGGACCUUACGCUGGAGCUGUCGCUCGGCGGCCGGUUCGGGCUACAGAGGAGGAGCAGCGAGAGGCUCGCCGGUUCGUCGUCGUCGUCGGCCGCGUCCGCCCUGGCGCCGCCCGUUCUCGUUGACUACCUGAGCGCUGUGCGGGGGACUCGGAGCCUGUCCCGUCAAGGAACUAGCUGGAGCUUGGCCGAUUUGGAGACUGAGCUGAUGGAGGAGAUGCCGGGCGUGUGCACGGUGGGGCUCCCCAGGACGGCCGAAGGCCUCCUGUACAGGUACAAGGAAGAGGAAGGCGACGUGGUGAUCGCCUGCUUGUGUCAUGGUUUGUUUCUGAGUCCGGAGGAAUUUCUGAAGCAUGCUGGCGCUGUCAACGUUGAGAACGCGACGCACCGCAUCAUGACGAAAUGAAACCCGUCGCCCCAUAUAGUUCUGGAACUCCGCAUGCGGGUCUUGCAAAAUAUUUUAUAUCAUGUGAAACUUCAUUCGUAGCUCCUCCAGAGGAUCAGGAAACUCGUCGUCAGGUUUGCCUUAUGUAGUUAUGUUACAGAUCGACUUGAGUUGUAGUGGC